Molecule: messenger RNA, 201 nt
Organism: Aspergillus calidoustus
Lineage: Eukaryota; Fungi; Ascomycota; Eurotiomycetes; Eurotiales; Aspergillaceae
Source: the annotation of a GenBank genome assembly
AUGGCUAGGGAACGAGUCGGGCGAAUUGUGAUUACGUCCUCCUGCGCGGCCAUAUUGGACACAUCGGACGAGGAAGUAACAGUAUCCGAGGACGACUGGAAUGAUCAGCGUGUUAGAGAAUGUGAGAUACAUGGCCGCAACGCCGUGGGCCUGGCUAAGUACUCUGCCUCCAAGGUCCUAGCAGAGAGGGGUGAGCUAUAA